Molecule: messenger RNA, 5149 nt
Organism: Bombina bombina (fire-bellied toad)
Lineage: Eukaryota; Metazoa; Chordata; Amphibia; Anura; Bombinatoridae
Gene: EVC2
Product: EvC ciliary complex subunit 2
Exons: 22
Coding region: 216-4136 (1306 amino acids)
Biological process (GO): smoothened signaling pathway
Cellular component (GO): ciliary membrane; plasma membrane protein complex
Source: RefSeq, a predicted model, not a curated record
CUGCAGGAAUGGCAUUUAUUUACGUUACAAUGUAGUGGUUCCCGUGUCAGCCUCUAGCAGUCAUUGUCAUAACGAUAGCAACAAGAUGGAAGUUCAUAGCAUGAGAACUUUAGACGCAGUGUUUGCGUGCAGAAAUAACUUUAUAGCUGUUUACAUGCGCGAUUUGUGUUUAUAUUAGCGGGUCCAUUGGAAUCUGGGUGUAUUCUACUGAUAUAAUGUACACCAGACUGUCCUUGGGUUUUACAACACUCAUCACCCUGCACAUCACGUCUGGAUCAAUGUUGCUGCUGGAUAAGUUUCUCAUUACUGAUUUGGGCACAUCACCUUGGUUCAAUGUAAAUGAGAGUUUGUGUAACCCUGUAAGUGCCAGCGAUCAAUCAGAAAAAUAUAUAGAUAGUACCAUGAGUCAUAUCUGUGUCUCUUUAUUGGCAAAAUCAAACUCGCUAAGGACAAGUGUAGAUUUCCAGUUAGAUGGCCAUGGAUACAAUCUUGUUCAGAGUUUUAAUCAGAAACAAAGGAAAACCAAGAAAGGAACAAGACCUGGUGAAGCUGAUGUGCAGCAAAUCGAGAGGUUAAUUCGAGGAAGAGAUGAUUCAAGUAUAUUCUUGACUUCAGCCGCAUCAGGCAGUGUGUGGAGCCAAUCAGUGUUUUUUCUUAUACCGUCAUGGAUAAAGAAGAGUUUCAUAAAAAGAGAAGCUGUACCAAACAGACCACAGCAGCGAGAUGGUUCUCGAAUUUCAUGGAACGGCAUAAUAUUUCUGAAAUGUGCAAUGGUAAAUAAUCGAGAAGACCUUGAAACAGCAACAGUUCAUCUGCUCAUUAACAGUACAGAUGUGUCUUCCCCUGCCAUGAAUAUGUCUAAUCUCAUUAUUUCGGAUAACAUAACUGGCAUUGCCAUUAAAGAUGUCAGCGGCACAAGUACUGCAUCUGUAAAGGGAAUACAGACAUUUAGGAAAGAAUCUCUUAAAGCCGGAGAAUAUAUACUUAUUACAUAUACUGCAUCACUUAACGCAGAAUUUGCCAAGUAUGGAUCAGAAUUCUACUUACCUGCCCAGCUAACAUUUCAGAAUUCUUCUGAGGGCUCCUCUAAACUUUUGGUGGCUCCAUUUACUAUAACUGCGAAUGGAAAUUUAAAGGUUGUACCCAAUCAUGGAUUACAUGGUGCUGCAUUUGUCAUCGCCUUUAUUGUUUCGCUUGUCCUUACCGGGGCUAUAUGUUUUGCUGUAUACUACAUUAAAAAGAAAAGGCAAAGUUCUCUGGAGACCAAAUCAAAAUUUAAAAAUGAGCAAAAAUUGGAGCAGUCACAAAUCAAUUUGCAAGAAAAUGCUAAUGAAGAUUUUAUCGUGUAUGACAAAAUGAUUGACAUUUUGGCCUUUGAGGAAGCAGAAAACAUGCUCCAAGCACUGGAAGACUCGGAGAUUACAAAUAUGUCUCAAGCAGACUCUUACCUGGAAAUAAGCAGAGUGCACAUUUACAAAGAUGUAACUAGUAUUUUUGUGAGAAACCUGACAAUCACCUUGAAUCUUUCUCCUCAUGAGACAAAAAUGCUAAGUACUGUACUGAAUGAGCAAUGGACAGACCUGGAAAAGAGAAUAAAUGAAGAACAGCAAAGGAGGAUUGUUGCUUUAACAGCAGAGUGCAGUUUAGACACAAGAAAACAAAUGGACAUACAAUAUAGGAAGCAAAAGGCAGCGAGCACAGAGGCUGAAGAGUCUUCUACAGAAUAUAAACAUCUCCUUGACAACCUCCAUGACCUGGAACAAGCUGAAAUGAAGAGGUUGCUUCUAUUUAAACAGGAGGAGCAGUUUGCCAAGUCCCACAGACAGCUAUCCAUAGCUUACAGAACCGAGCUGCAUAAUAUUUUCUUUGACCAGCUUCACAAUUCUGUUUCCAGAGGAAAAAUGAAACCAGAUGUUCAGAGUGUGAUGAUAGAAAAUUAUCUGAAAGUGCAGGAAGAAUCAGAAGAUUUAAUGGAUUUUAUUCAAGCAAAUAAAAAAUAUCACAUGAGCAGACGGAUUUCUAAUCGAAAGAAUUUAAUAUAUAGCAUCCAGCUAUGUGACAGCAAAUGUCGGUGUCUCUUAAAUUCGGCGGCAACGCAAAUAUCAAACCUAAUUAACAGAACUGAAAGAGCUGGUCACAUGACUGAAUCCCAUGCACAGUUACUGCUAGAAAGGGCUCAGUCAGAAGUUCUCAAGGUGAAAGAGAAGAUGGAAAAUCUAUCAAAAAUUGAAAAAAGGAAACUUCAUCAGAAACUUAUCACGAAAAGAAAACGACAGCUUAUACAAAAGCUGAAAGAGCAAAAAAAGGACCUGGGUGCUGUACAAGAAAUCUGUAAAACGACUAAAGACGUUAACCAUUAUUUAGAAUGCUGGAAACAACUGUUUUCUGAUCAUUGCCAGGAACUUGAGGAGUUGUUUGAAAAGCACGAUAAUGAUACUGUCGAAGAGCUAAAAGGGCUUAAGUGCAGCCUGACAGAGAAAGCUAUUGAAGAUCUCAGGCAAAUUCAGAGCUCUGUAGUAAUGCAGGAAAUGCUAAAGCAAAAUGUUCCCAGGUUACAUCUACAGCAAGUGACAGAAGAACAUAAAAGAGAGACAGCUCUUCUGGGUCAGCAGUUAGAUCACGAGGAAUCGGACAAGGUGAAGGACUCAAGAACUUCUCUGGAGAGUAGCUGGCGAAAGCUUGAGGAGGAAUUCAAACUUGGUGUCAAAGAACAGAAAAGCUUGAGACAUUGGGAGCAACAACUGUUUGUGAAAAUUAUUCUGCUACCUCUUUCUUUGUCUGAAGAAGAUAUACAGAAAAUAAGACAAUCGUUCAUGUGUGGUUUUUCUCAGAUGGACAUUACGUUGGCUCUCCCUAAAAUACAAGGAAGAAAGUUGCUUCAAACUUACCUGACUGAAUGGAGAAAGGAAGAGCUUCUAAAAUUGGAUCACAACGUUCCUGAAUCUGAGAAGCAGUUAAAUGUGAAGACCAAGAAUCAUCUGCUCGAAAAACCCACAGAGCCCUUUAUGAAAUCCAUAGAGGAUAAAAUUUUGAUUUAUGAAGCACAAAUGCCAGAUGACAUGAUUAAGCAGGCCCGUGGGGAACUACUAAUUCAAAGAGUACAUCAGUUGAAAGACAGAGAAUAUAAACUAGGAGAAUAUAUUGCUUCUCUACAGUUUCAAUUGAUUGCCAACAAAUCAAAAGAACUUGAAAUUCAUAUGGCGGUGCAGCAUUUACAGUCUUUGCUUUUAGAGGAGAUGUGCAGGUCUCAAAUCGCCACUGAGUCCGAGUAUGGAAAACUUUUAGAGACAAGAAUUCAAGAAAUUAGGGAAAUUGAUCAAAAUAUGGAGUCUUGGCAACAGAAGGAAGUGGAAAAUGAUAAACUAAAUGAAAACUAUCUAUCUAGUAUCAUUUGUGAAAUGAACUCUACUUGUGAAGAAGAUCUGGAUAUGCCACUGUCGGCUACCCUACGAUCAGCACUCAAUAGGAGACAAAACAUUCUAAGACUGUACGGAGAGAGAUUGCAGAAAGAAGAGUUGGAGUUUGCUAUGGUGGAAAAUCAAGUAGAGAAAGCUCAUAUGGAUGAAUUUAUUAGACUAUAUAAACAGGAUAUCAGAUUAACAUCUUAUUUGACUAAACGGACACUGCUACCUGAGGGACUGCUGUACCAAGCUCUGAACCUCUUGCUACCAUCCAGCUUGGAGACAGAAAUCUUUUCUGUUCUAAAUUCAGUGAGUCAUAAAUAUUCAGACGGUGUUACUGAAACUGACAACAUUGAGGAGGAAACUGACAGCUGGAGAAAGAGAAAACACCAGGAGUUAUGGACAGUUAUUGAGAAGAGGUUAAAAGAAGGUCUGGUUAUCCAAGAUAACGAUAAAAGUUCAUCUGCUAGAAGAAAGAAAAGAAGCAUUCUGAAAAAGAAACGUCUGCGCCCAGUGAAGCGCGUCUCAUUCUCACACACAGAGGAUUUCUCUAAGCUCUUGCAGUCCGUUGGCCGAUCUAAGCAGUUUGGAAAUUCAGAAGAGAGAGAAUUACCAGAAAAUGGAGAAAAGCUAUUUAUUUUCCGAGCGCCUAGUGAGACUUUGAAAUCUUCAUCUGUCCACAAAAAGAAAAGAAACUUCUUAAAUUUCAAAAAAGCUAUGAGUGCUGGUGUAUAGUGAUAAUCUAAGGACACAUGACAAGAUUUGCUAAGAAUGAAUUGCAUCAAGUUUAGAAAGCUUUCUCUAAUUGUCAUAUUUUGAUCUAUAUUAUUUAAGAAAUGAAAUAAUUCUCGGAUGUUUAUUUAAUUGGAAAAAUAAUAUAGGUACUGGGUAUUUGUCUUUUGUUUCAGAACAUAUUCUUCAGCUGUGGUCAAUCAAGCCCAUUGUUUGCACACAAUUCAAAUAGUUGUUGUUUUUUACAGACUAGAUCUAGUGUACAUUUAAAUUAGAUUAUUCAUUUUUUUUUAAUAUAUACGGUACACUGAUGUAUACUUUAUUUAGGUGGGUAUAUUUACCUUAUGUACAUUUUUUUAAAUGGACAUGAAACCCCCAAUUGUUGUUGUUGAUUCAGAUAAAGCAUACACUUUUAAACAACUUUCCAAUUUACUUUUAUUAUCAAAUUUUCUGAAGAAUCAGUGGUGCACUACUGAGAACUAACUAAACUCAUCUAGUGAGCCAAUCACAAGAGAUUAAAUGUGUGCAGGCACCAAUCAGCAGAUAGCACCCACUAGUGUAGGAUCCAUACAUGUUAUUUUUCAACGACGGAUAUCAAGAGCACAAAGUACAUUUGAAAAUAGAAGUAACUUUAAAAGUGUCUUAAAAUUAACAUACUCUCUCUGAAUCAUGCAAGUUUAUUAUUGACUUUCUUAUCCCUUUAAGUAUAUCCACUUGACCAAGGUUUAGAUUACAAGUCAUAUAUUUUUUUCUGCACAUUUGUUAGAAAGCAGAUGUCACAUAAGCUUUAUAUUAAAUAUAUAUAUUUUUUAAUUUAUUCAAAUAUUUGUACUUUUUUAUGUGUUUUAUAUACAUUUGGUAUAAAAAUACUGUUUAUUCAUUUAGAAUGUUUGGAUGGAUAUCUAACCAGAUGUUUAUACUACUAAAGGUAAUCUGGUAACUUUUUUAACUAUAUUUUGUAAAUCAGUAUAUAUACAUAUAUAUUGUUUUGGAAAUAAAUUAUUGUGUUCAUGUGA